CGCAGUGCUCCCGCUACCGCAGUGAGCGCCGGGAAGGCCCGCUGCUGCGGGGCGGGCUUACAGCCGGAGUCUCCCCUGGAGAAAUUCAGAACCGGCCUGCUUGCUUUCCCAUGUAAGGCAGCGUUGGGAGCCUGCUCCUGCAGGCCUUGGAGCCCCUGCGGUUCUGCGAUCCUGACAGAACGGCCUUUCUCUGUUCGCGAGUCUCCAUCACGGAGCAGCGCCGUUCUUAUCAUCUGGGCUGUGGCUCUGUCAGAGGAGCGCGGUGCGCGAGCACAUUGUCACCAGCGUGAUUUCUGCAAGCAGUAGGCUGCAGAUCAGAAGGCUUAUUCACUUUCCUUGUAAUGUCCAAACAGAUCUCCACAUUUCAUCUUGUGGGACGCAAGGAAAAAGUUAACGUUUGUGAUGGAAGAAAUUCCUCCAUCACCCCACAGCAUGGACGCAGACGCUCUACAGAAGCUUAUUCAUUUGCUCAAGGCCACAGAUGAUCCAUUAAUUCAGGAGCAAGCUUUAAUCACUCUUAGUAACAGUGCUGCCUUCUCUGUAAAUCAAGAUAUAAUUCGAAAUUUGGAUGGCCUUUCUGUAAUUGGAGGGAUGCUCUUGGAUUGUGUUCCCACAGUUAAAGAAAAAGCACUAAAUGCACUUAAUAAUUUGAGUAUGAAUAUUAAAAAUCAGGAAGAGAUACAGGUAUAUAUUAUGCAAGUUUGUAAGAACAUUGAAUCAGCUCCUCUGAACUCUGAUCUGCAGCUAGCUGGACUCCGAUUGUUGACAAACAUGUCUGUUACCAACGACUAUCAUUAUAAGAUGAUAAACAAGAUUCCAUGCUUUCUUCAUUUGCUUUCAGAAGGAUCUGAAAGGACACAGAUACAAGUUUUGAAAGUCCUUGUGAACUUGUCUGCAAACCCAGCUACAACAAGACAUUUUCUCAAAGCUCAAGUGCCAUCACUGUUGUUACUCUUUGACAACUGCAUGAACACAGAUAUUCUGCUCAGAGCCCUGGUAUUUGCAGCAAAUUUGAAAAAGAACAUGAACAGUGAAGACAGCAUCAUGAUAGAGGAUGAAUACAGUGAAGACUCUGUUUUCUCUAUACUCUGCAGGGAUUCUACUGCAUUUGCUCAGAAGCUGGCAUCUUUACUGCAUCACCCUGACACAGAUGUGAAAGAGCAAGUUGUGAGACUACUAACACAGUAGUAAUUUACUAGUGACUGACAAAUAUCUUAAGAUUAGAUAUUAAAAAAAUGCUGAAUAUUGCUAUUGUACUUGGCAAUCAAUCACAAGAGACUCUAUGUUAAACAGACUGCGGAGUAUAACAGAUUUCUUGUAAAAAGCAAGAUAAGAAACAGGUUACUUAGCACUGAGAAACCACUAUACAACUGGUAUAUGUAAACAGAGGGAGGCACACUUUAAAGCACGAAAGCUUUUACAUGUACAAUGAACAUUUUAAAUUCAUGAAUAAGGUCUAUCUAGAUAUUCUUAAGGUUAGAAUUUUCGUGCCUUAGAUAUUUACAGCUGUUGAAUAAGCAUCUCUAUAAUGAUGCAUUAAAGAUUCAGCAAUCAGAGCUUAGUUGUUUCCAUUUUAUUACUGGUACCUGUUAAACAGCAGCUAUUUAGUUUUUUUUAGUUUUAGUUGAAAAACAGUGCCAGUAUUUUCAAUGAAAAGUGCAUAUUAAAAUUAUGUAGUCAUAUGUUUAGUACAUCUAUUCCAUUUAGUUGAAGUACAGUGCAGUCAGACACAACAUGAAACGUUUCUAUACUUUAGCAAAAUCAAAGGAUUUUUAUCUCCCUUAGAGGACUGAUAGCUUUAAAUGAAAGCAUACAUGCUUUUCAAAUUACAUUACCGCAUCUCUGUAUUAUCUUUGUUAAAAGAAGCCAGGAAGAGCAAUAUCAUUCACAUUUUUACAAAAGCUUCUGUUCUGUAGCAGCCCUCCAGCCUGUGUGGAGAGGCUUUAUGAGAGCUCAUGGGAGAGUUCUGUUCCUGGAAUGUUAUCAGAACAAGUGCUUCUGUUGAGUUAGCCCCCAUAUAUUUUCACUCACCUCUGCAGCAUUAAUUCAAAGUUAAAUGGAACAUCAAAACAUUGCAAAGGAAACUGGAGGAAGUUUCAUUGAUGAGCAAAGAACAUGUAGUAGAAAAUACUGUAUACCAAAACAAGACUACUAAAACUUCCAGAAUGCCACAUUAUGAAGACACUGUGUAUUAGUAUUAUUAUUAUUAUUUUUUUUUUUUAAGAGAAAUGCAUUACCUAAACUGUGACCAGAUGCUUCAUCUUUAAGUUAAUACACACACUCAACUGUUAAUAAAAUACUACCUUUUUCUUUC
This is a messenger RNA of Lagopus leucura (white-tailed ptarmigan), 2314 nucleotides long. RefSeq names its product armadillo repeat containing 10 (gene ARMC10). Gene Ontology annotation, cellular component: mitochondrion. The record is from RefSeq and is a predicted model, not a curated record. Bases 403 to 1188 code for a protein of 261 amino acids. Lineage: Eukaryota; Metazoa; Chordata; Aves; Galliformes; Phasianidae. The transcript is spliced from 6 exons.